AAGUGAAAGAGAAGAAGAGAGAAUAAAGAGAUAUGAAAGGCCAUCGGUCUUUUUUUCUUUUUUUUUUUUUUGUCCUAUAAUAAUAAUUAUCUCAUGUGACCAAAUCGCAUCAUAAUAAGCAACCCACUGGGAUUAAGACCAGAUUUUCUUUUAACUGUGGUACACGCCAUCCCAUAACUGUGAACCAAUUUCCGUAAAAAAAAAAAGGAAAAGGAAAACAUUAAAACAGAAACUAAGUGCUGCAGUUGAAACAGGAGUAACACAACAAGAUUUAGUAAUGGCUUAUUGCGAUUUUAUUUUGAGUUUAAUUUUCGAGUAUGAUACUCCGAAAAUCGUCCACAUUCACAGUAAGAAAGUCGGUAUUAUCAAUCGUUUAUUACAACUGAUUAUAAUUGGAUAUAUUGUUGGGUAUGUUAUUGUCUACAAGAAAGGUUACCAAGAAUUUGAUUUUGUAGUUGGAUCCAUCAGCACGAAAGUAAAAGGCAUCGCUUUGACAAACCGAACAAUUUUGUCAGACACACCUGGAGUCUGGGAUGUGGCAGACUAUGUUGUUCCACCUCAGGAGAACGGUGCUGUGUUUGUAAUGACCAAUGCUAUUAUAACGUACAACCAGACUCAAAGGUGUCCCCAAGAUGUUGCUUCUGGUGAUUUUUGUACCACCGACGCUGACUGCCCAGCUGAAACAAUGAUACCAAGUGGCGAUGGCUUCAGAACUGGUCGCUGUGUAAAUUCUUCCCAAAAUGGUACUAAAGUCUGUGAGAUUUAUGCCUGGUGUCCAUUUGAAAAUGAUACUUUAGGUGAGCCCUUACUGAAAUCAGCAGCUAAUUUCACCAUCUUCGUCAAGAACAACGUUCAUUUCCCUAAAUUCAAGGUCUCCAGACGUAACAUAAUUGGUUUUGAAAAUAAUCGUCAGCUGAGUAAAUGCCGGUAUGAUCCCCGAAAUGCUACAAAUCGCUUUUGCCCCAUCUUUACAAUUCAGGAUAUUUUAGACUUAGUAAAAGGAGACGACAGUACCGAAAGCAUUCUGAAAAUGGGGGCCUCAAUUCAAGUGAAUAUUGUUUGGAACUGUAACCUUGACUUUUCUCUCGACGAAUGCUUACCAGAAUAUAGGUUCACUCGAUUGGAUCGGUCGAACGUUGUAUCAGAAGGAUUUAAUUUCAGGUUUGCAAAAUAUUUCCAAAAUGAGAAUCAAUCGAUGCGGACUUUGAUAAAGGCCUAUGGAAUCCAGUUCCUCAUCACAAUCCAAGGACGGGCAGGGAAGUUCAGCAUUGUUCCCCUCUUGUUAAAUCUUGGAAGUGGUUUAGCUUUAUUGUCACUGGCAUCGGUGGUAGCAGACAUAAUUAUGUUAUAUGUUUUGAAAUCAAAGAAUUUUUACCGAGAAAAGAAAUACCAAAAUGUGGAUGACAACGUAUAUUCGGCAAUGAAAGAGGAUACACCAAUUACUACGUAUGGCUCCAACAAAGACCAACGCUCUGCCUCGUAUCAUUAAUACAUGCAUACAUACACACAUCUAUAUACAUACACAUAAAUACAUAUAUAUGUAUAUAAAUACAUAUGUAUAUAAAUACAUAUAUAUGUAUGUAUAUGUACAUACAUAUAUAUAUACACAUACAUAUAUAUAUAUAUAUAUAUAUAUAUACACAUGCAUAUAUAUAUAUAUAUAUAUAUAUAUACACAUGCAUAUAUAUAUAUAUAUAUAUACAUACAUACAUACAUACAUACAUACAUACAUAUAUAUAUAUAUAUAUAUAUAUAUAUAUAUACAUACAUACAUAUAUACACACACAUACAUAUAUAUAUUGUUGAUGCCAUAAGAAUUUAUAAACAUUUGAGAAAAUGCAAAAGAAUUCUUUGUUGAAAUAGGAUCUUGAUGUCUAUAUAAAGCUGUACGUACAGCAUGUAAGUAUUUACAUGCUAUUAUUAUUAUUGAUAGCUUUAUAUGUACAUUGAUAUUCAAUUUUGAAAAUAAUAUACACACACAUACAUACACUUGCACAUACACAAACACACCUAACUAUAUAUAUAUAUAUAUAUAUAUAUAUACAUACACAUAUGUAUGUAUGCAUACAUGGAUACAUAUAUAUAUAUAUAAAUAUAUACACACAUACAUACACACAUAUAUAUGUUUUCUAUUCUUUUCUUUUCACAUGUACUCUGUGAUUUUUCAAACUCUGGAGACCAGUGAAAGAUAGUUUUCUAUUUUGCUACAUAAAGUUCUAAAUACUGGUGAUAUGUCGUGCCAUUUUAAUUUAAAUCACACUAUACAAAUAUAUAUAUACAUAUAUAUAUAUAUAUAUAUAUAUAUAUAUAUAUAUAUAUAUAUACACACACAAAUACACAAAUACACACACGCAAGUAAUGGUAGAGACAUAUGGAUUUACUGAUGUAAAGAUAGACUGAGGUUAGUAAAUGAAACCAACUGGAAUUUUAUACGCUCAUGGAGGUUAGUCAGUAUUAAUAACUGGUACAUGCGACUACGGUACCCACUUAGAUUAUAUAUAUAUAUAUGUAUAUAUAUAUAUAUAUAUACACACACACAUACACACACACACACACAAAUAUAUAUAUAUAUAUAUGUGUAGAUAUAUAUAUAUAUAUAUAUAAUGUGUGUUUUGCAGACAAGAAAGUCAAUUUUGAAUGCCAACUUUUUUUCUGUCUUACAAGGGUUAAACACUCAAUCUUUCUCUGCUAUUUUUACUGCAUUUGAAAUUUUCUUUCUUGUCUGAAAAAUUCCAACCACAUUUGAUGGUUCUAAAGUUUGUUGAUACAAACCCCAGAACAGUGAGAGAGCAUCAUCGAUGAGGUUGCCAAUGACAACGAAAGAACUUUGACAAACCAACUGAUUUAUCAGUUGAUCAAACAACCACUCAAACAAUUAAUUAGUUAACUGGUUAACUAUUAAUAAAAAAAAAAAAACAUGCAAGAAAA
Octopus bimaculoides (California two-spot octopus) is the source of this 2928-nucleotide messenger RNA. RefSeq names its product P2X purinoceptor 4. Gene Ontology annotation, cellular component: plasma membrane. Gene Ontology annotation, biological process: response to ATP; calcium ion transmembrane transport. The record is from RefSeq and is a predicted model, not a curated record. Gene Ontology annotation, molecular function: extracellularly ATP-gated monoatomic cation channel activity; purinergic nucleotide receptor activity. Lineage: Eukaryota; Metazoa; Mollusca; Cephalopoda; Octopoda; Octopodidae.